Drosophila albomicans is the source of this 1671-nucleotide messenger RNA. RefSeq names its product esterase B1-like. NCBI's taxonomy places the organism in Eukaryota, Metazoa, Arthropoda, Insecta, Diptera, Drosophilidae. The coding region runs from base 40 to 1662 and encodes 540 amino acids. The transcript has 5 exons. The record is from RefSeq and is a predicted model, not a curated record.
CGAAAGACACUCAUUUCAAGCAGUCGACUUAUUAACACAAUGUCGGGAAGUCUGGAGACAUAUGAAAUCUCUCUGCCACAGGGUCAGAUCAAGGGAACAAAGUGUCGUACUCUCUAUGACGACGAGUAUUAUAGCUUCGAGCGUAUUCCAUUUGGUAAACCGCCUCUUGGAGAGUUGCGUUUUAAAGCACCGCAACCGGCCGAUCCAUGGACUGGAGUUUUGGACUGUACCCAUUUUGGAGUGAAGCCGGUUCAGAAAAAUAUGCUCACGGGUGCCAUUGAUGGGAAUGAAGAUUGCCUCUAUCUAAAUGUAUAUGCCAAACAGCUUAAAACAAAAAAACCCCUACCGGUGAUGGUGUAUAUCUUUGGAGGUGCAUUUACUGUAGGCGAAGCUUCACGAGAACUUUAUGGGCCAGAUUAUUUUAUGGCCAAGGAUGUGAUUUUGGUAACGUUUAACUAUCGCGUUGAUUGUUUUGGUUUUCUAAGUCUGAAGGACCCCAGUUUGGAUGUACCUGGCAAUGCAGGCCUUAAGGAUCAAGUGUUGGCUCUUAAAUGGGUCAAGAAAUAUAUUUAUUACUUCAACGGCGAUGCCGACAACAUUACCAUCUUUGGGAACAGCACAGGCGGUUGCUGUACCCACUAUAUGAUGUGCACGGAACAAACGCGUGGACUCUUUCACAAGGCUAUUCCGAUGUCAGGUACACUUUUUAACUAUUGGUCCGAUACGCCACCCUCGGACUUUGCAUAUCGACUGGCUAAGUUCCAUGGCUACGACGGCGAGAAUGUUGAUCGCCAGGUGUUCGACUAUUUGCGAAGUGUGGAGCCUUAUAAGCUGGUCAAUCAUAAUUUAUUGACACCUGAGGAAUGUCGCAACGGACUUCUUUAUCCGUUUGGAGCCACUGUGGAGCCUUAUGUGACUGCGGAUUGUGUGGUACCUAAGUCGCAACUGGAAAUGGUGCGAGAUGCUUGGGCAAAUGAUUUGCCUGUAAUGCUGGGCGGUGGUUCCUUUGAGGGACUGUUCAUGUAUCCAGGCCUAAAGGCAAAUCCUAAGAGUAUGGAUACCUUGACUCAAGAUCCUCAUCGAUUCGUGCCUUACGACGUUCGUCUAGUCAACACCGAUGAACAAAUUCUAAAGUUUAGCGAAAAGUUAAUUAAACUAUAUUUUGGGGAUGAAACUCCUAGUUCCAAGCACGUAAUGACACUCCUGGAUUACUAUUCGUACAAAGUCUAUUGGCAUGGUUGGCAUCGCACUUUGAAGGCUCGUUUGGCCUACUCGAAGGCUCCAACUUUUUACUAUCGUUUUGACUUCGAUUCGCCAGACUUUAAUUUCUAUCGUAAAAAAUUCUGUGGGAAUGACAUCAAGUCUGGAGUUUCACAUGCCGAUGAGCUGAGUUAUUUAUUUAGAAACUCACAAUCCUGGAAGUUGGAGAAAACAUCGGGUGAGUAUCUCACCAUUCAACGCCUGGUGGGAAUUUGGACAUCAUUUGCAGCCAAAUCCAAUCCAAAUUGUGAGGAAAUUAAGCAUGUUACUUGGGAGCCCUCGACGAAAGAUCAAAUACAGCGUGUUAUAAAUAUAAGCAAUGAGGUCACGAUUAUCGAUUUACCAGAGUAUGCAAAACUGCUAGUUUGGGAUAGUUUGUAUAAACCGGAGAUGCUAUUUUAAAUUUUUAAA